AACGUGUUUGAAAUCCGAAACAAACGAGGCAAUCAAGUGUUGAAGUACCCUCUGGAAGCUGCAAAAAUCAAGCCCCAUUUAUUUAUCGUGCUUUUUAACCCACCUCCCUCUGUCCCAGCUUUAUCAAAAAUAAAAACCAUUUUCUCCUUCUCUUCACAUUAAUAAAUUUCGCUUCCUUGCCUAAACUUGAUGCGGCUGUAAGUUCAAAGAUCGAGGUCUUCGAUUUCGAAUCAGUCUCUGAAAACCCAAAACAGCAACAGUUGUGAACACUUGGAUUUUGUUUAUGUCGGGUGCACCGGAAUAUAUGGGUCAGAAACCGGUGAGGUCACCGGACAAGCCAAGCUUUACGCAGACUCGUAGUUUGUUGAGUCAGUACUUGAAGGAUAAAGGUAGCUUUGGAGAUCUAACUCUGGGAAUGACAAGCAAAGUUGAAGCUAAUGGGACACCUGAGAUGCUGCGUCCUACCAUGAAUUUGUUUCCUGUCAAUGAGAAGUCAGGUGAUGUUUGUGGCCGGAACGUUGCAGCUCCUAGGAACUUGAGAUCGAUGGAUUUGUUCCCUCAACAAGCUGGCUUUUCAUCACCAGUUGCCAAGGAUGAUGGUCUGAAAAGGGUUGAUUCUAGUGUUACCAGCAUGAACAAAUUUGCCGCAGUGGAGCCUCAAACUGCACAGAUGACUAUCUUUUAUGGUGGACAAGUGAUUGUGUUUGAUGAUUUUCCGGCUGACAAAGCUAAGGAAAUCAUGCUUUUAGCUAGCAAGUCCAGCUCCCAAAACAACAGCUUAAACCCCAAUUCUGCCAAGACAAGCGCCCCCUUUACUUCUAGCAUAGCCACAAGUCCGGUUGAAUCUGGCAUUGGAGUUCCUCCUAACUCAAAUGUGGUUCCUAAUUUCGGAAACAAUGCAACUCAAGAAUGCAUUCAACCUGCUCAGCGACCCAUUCCUGGCGAUCUUCCAAUUGCAAGGAGAGCUUCCCUCCAUCGGUUCCUGGAGAAGAGAAAGGAUAGAAUCACCACAAGAGCACCAUACCUGAUAAGUAGCUCCGCAGCAUCUCCUUCCAAUCCAGGCGACGGCAAGUCAUGGCUGGGUUUGGCUGCUCAAUCACCGCAGUAGUCUGAGCCAAGUUGAAUUCUUUUUUGAGGCUUCUUUUAAUUCUGCUAUCCUUUUUUUUCAGCUGGGUUAAGCCUGCUGUUUUCUUAGCUCUCUAUUUAUGCUUCUCUAGUUAUCAGCUGAGCUCUAACGAGCCCUCUUACAUCCUAACUCUCAAUCAAAUCUCACCAUUAGUUUCUUGUAAUUAGUUCUAUUAAGAAACUUUUAGUUGAUGUUAAUUUUGAAUCAAAAAUUAGUUGUGUCUGGUAGAAAUCAAUACAUGAUUGCCACGUGAUUCCCUGCGUGAACAAUUGCUGCUGAUGGGUAGUUUUGAUAACUCAGACCAAAAGGAUAUGUUGAAGAAAGAAGGUAAAAUAUGAGCUAUGAAAUGUUGUGAACUAUGAACUAGCAGCUGAAAUCACUGAAAUCAAGUGUAAUCAGUAAUGUUAAUGGGGGGGGGGGGGGUUA
Molecule: messenger RNA, 1552 nt
Organism: Durio zibethinus
Lineage: Eukaryota; Viridiplantae; Streptophyta; Magnoliopsida; Malvales; Malvaceae
Product: protein TIFY 10A-like
Biological process (GO): regulation of defense response; regulation of jasmonic acid mediated signaling pathway; response to wounding
Cellular component (GO): nucleus
Source: RefSeq, a predicted model, not a curated record